Glycine soja is the source of this 2042-nucleotide messenger RNA. Its product is annotated as protein ZINC INDUCED FACILITATOR-LIKE 1-like. Gene Ontology annotation, molecular function: solute:potassium antiporter activity. Lineage: Eukaryota; Viridiplantae; Streptophyta; Magnoliopsida; Fabales; Fabaceae. Gene Ontology annotation, cellular component: plant-type vacuole membrane; plasma membrane. The transcript has 18 exons. Bases 311 to 1747 code for a protein of 478 amino acids. The record is from RefSeq and is a predicted model, not a curated record. Gene Ontology annotation, biological process: transmembrane transport; regulation of stomatal closure.
CUCCAAAGUAGAGGAGUUUAACUCUUCCCUUUCUUUUUUUUUCUGAGUCAAAGAUCACAACAACACCCCUAAUCUUUUAUGGGUCAAAGGCUAAUUUCAUUUUUGAUACAAAACUACUAUUUGUCUUAGGAAAUUUUGCAUAAGGUCCAUUUGAAAAAACAAAAUAUGACGUGGGGUGAUAGCCUAAUGUAUUUCAAAUAAUUGAGAUGAGUUAAUAUAAGGAUUAGAAAGGCAGCGAUAUUGGAGAGAGAUUAACCAAACCUGUGUUAGCGAAUCUUCAUGAAACAAGAAGUGAGGUUGUCUUUCAAAGAUGGAAGAGGAGGCAUUUGAAAAACCAUUGUUGAAGAGACAGUAUCAUGAGAACUGUCCUGGUUGUAAGGUGGAUCAAGCCAAGGAGCUCAAAAAGGAUGUUUCCUUUAGAAACCUUUCUUAUAUAUGGUUGGCAGUGUUAUGUGGCACAUUGCCUGUGGCAUCACUCUUUCCCUUUGUUUAUUUCAUGGUGAAGGAUUUUAAUAUUGCAGAAACAGAGGAAGACAUAAGUACCUAUGCUGGAUAUGUGGGAUCAGCAAUGAUGCUUGGAAGGUCUUUGACGUCCAUAUUGUGGGGUAUGGUUUCUGACCGCUAUGGUAGAAAACCUGUUAUAAUUAUAGGGAUUAUCACUGUUGUCAUUUUCAACACAUUAUUUGGUCUUAGCACGAAUAUUUGGAUGGCUGUUAGCAUGAGAUUUCUUCUUGGAAGUUUAAAUGGUUUACUUGGACCAAUAAAGGCUUAUGCUACUGAAAUUUUCAGAGAGGAGGAGCAGGCUCUAGGACUCUCAACAGUGGUUGCUGCUUGGGGAGUAGGUUUAGUCAUUGGUCCUGCAUUGGGAGGUUAUUUGGCUCAGCCAGUGUUGAAAUACCCACAUAUAUUUCCAAAGGAUUCCUUUUGGGAUAGGUUUCCAUAUUUCUUGCCAUGCUUAUUAGUAUCAGCUUUUGCAUUUGCAUCAGCAAUUGCUUGCAUUUGGCUUCCAGAGACCCUUCACAACCACAAAGAUAGGAUUGAGUCCACUAAAAAUGUUGAAGCUUUGGAAGUUGGAAGCAGUGAGGCAGACAAAGACAGAAUAAUCCAAAGAGAUAAAAGCAUCUUCCGAAAUUGGCCCUUAAUGUCAUCCAUCAUUGUUUACUGUAUUUUUUCACUACAUGAUGUUGCUUACCAGGAGAUUUUCUCAUUGUGGGCUCUCAGUCCUUUAAGGUUGGGUGGUCUGAACUUUACAACUGAUGAUGUUGGCAAUGUUCUUGCAAUAUCAGGUCUUGCUAUUCUAGUCUUCCAGCUUACCCUGUACCGAUUGGUGCAAAAAGCUUGUGGACCUGUUGCUCUAGUUCGUAUAGCAGGGGUGUUAUCCAUACCUCUCUUGCAAUGUUAUCCCCUCAUGACAAUGUUAUCAGGCUUCACACUGGACAUAGUGAUCAAUAUUGCCUCCAUUCUGAAGAAUGUUUUGAUUGAGGCAAUUGCUACUAGUUUAUUCAUUCUGCAAAAUAAAGCUGUGGAACAACACCAAAGGGGGACAGCUAAUAGUAUUGCUAUGACUGGUAUGUCAGCAUUCAAAACAAUUGGUCCUGCUAGUGCCGGUGCAUUAUUAUCUUGGUCGCAAAAGCAUAUAAAUGAUUCUUUCCUGCCAGGCACCCAUAUUGUCUUCCUUGCCCUGAAUAUUGUUGAAGGACUUGGAGUACUGUUAAUGUUCAAACCAUUCUUGAGUGUAAAGAAUUAAAUACCAUCAGAGAAGUUACACUGAUAUCACUAAAUUUUGUACAAGGGGUGAAGAAUUUGUGCGUUAAUUGCGUGCAUUGGUUUUGAGAUCGUAGCCACUAUGAAUGAUGAAAUAAUUAGAGAUGAUUGUGUGUUGUACACUUGCAUCAUGUAAGUUUGGACUUUGAUUAUUGAGAUUUUAGGAUGUGUGAACUGAGUAGAGUUAGUUAAAGUUUGGACCUUUAUGUUGCAAUUUAUGUAACAGAGUUUUUUUAAUAUGUUCUUUAAAAUCUUUCAUUAAAAUUAUGUUUAUAGAA